This is a messenger RNA of Mercenaria mercenaria, 1918 nucleotides long. Its product is annotated as dehydrogenase/reductase SDR family member 4-like. The record is from RefSeq and is a predicted model, not a curated record. Bases 47 to 886 code for a protein of 279 amino acids. The transcript has 9 exons. Lineage: Eukaryota; Metazoa; Mollusca; Bivalvia; Venerida; Veneridae. Gene Ontology annotation, molecular function: carbonyl reductase (NADPH) activity.
GUAAGUACGAAUUAUUCGUGCUCAACACUGCACUUUGAACCAAAAAAUGCUGAAAAAUUGUUUAGCCUUUAGUCGGCGGACUUCAAGUUUGUUGAAAGCUGUGAAAAUGUCGUCAACUCUAGCCAGUAAUAGAAAACUUGAUGGGAAAGUUGCAAUUGUUACAGCUUCAACAGAGGGAAUUGGAUUAGCAAUAGCUCGUAGACUAGGACAAGAUGGUGCUAAAGUAAUGGUGAGCAGUAGAAAACAGGUGAAUGUAGAUAAAACAGUGUCACAACUAAAGUCAGAAAAUCUUGAUGUAUCCGCUGUCGUAUGUCAUGUCGCUAAACCAGAAGAUAGAUCUAAGCUUAUUGAACAGACAUUAUCACAGUUCGGUGGUAUAGAUAUUCUUGUGUCAAAUGCUGCAGCUAAUCCAACCUUUGGACCAAUACUUGAUACAGAAGAGUCAGCAUGGGACAAAAUAUUUGAGACCAAUGUGAAAGCUUCAUUCUUCCUGUGUAAAGAAAUUGUUCCUCAUAUGGAGAAGAGAGGGGGUGGUUCUGUCGUAUUUGUUUCCUCCUUCGCUGGCUAUACACCAAUGGAGUUUUUAGGACCAUAUUCUGUGAGCAAGACAGCUUUAAUAGGUUUAACAAAAGCCCUAGUACCUCAGUUAUCGACAAUGAAUAUCAGAGUGAACUGUGUUGCUCCAGGUGUUAUCCAGACUAAAUUUAGUGAACAGUUAUGGAAGAAUCCAGCAGUUAAAGAUAUGAUGUUACAGCUGAUACCAAUGAAACGGAUAGGUGAAACUCCAGAAGUUGCAGGUCUUGUGUCAUUUCUCAGCUCGGAUGAUGCAUCAUAUAUCACAGGGGAGACAACUCUUGUCACAGGUGGGAUUCCAGGGAGGUUAUGAUGAAACUUACAACUUUAAAAUGCCUUAAGAUGUGUUGCCAUUAGGUGAGAGAGAGUUCAUAUGGGAGGAAUGUUUUGGAGAAUUGUCAACAAUUUUACCAGUCGGUGGAUGCUGCAGCUGUUUAACUCGGGACUUCUUUUUAAACUCGGCCAAUUAUCUGAACUUUUAAGGAAUAGAUUAGACAUUUCUGUUUCUAAGGAUAUUUUUUUGAUUUCCUUUCAACUUUUGCCCAGACUGGAUUUGAUUAUAAAUACUUAUAUAAUAAAUACAGUGCAGAAAAGAAAGGAUCUUUCACAUGUUCAUAAUGUACUGUAGAAUGAAAAAUGUUUGCAAGGGAUUUAUUUUUGCUACAUAUUUGUUAACUGUCAACACAGAAGAGCUAUUAAUGUUAUAAAUAGACUUUUGUGUGUGUUUCACUUGAUAACAUUAUACCAUGGAAACCAGUUUGAAUGAAAACACCAGCAAAGAUUUGAUCUCUAGUAAAUAUUUGAUUUUUUUUUAUAAAUGUUGAUUUUCCAAGGAUAUAUGCUUCCAAAUUCGUAAGUUAGGAAAUGAGAAUUUACAGCAUCGAAAUGAAAAAUAAUCUUCCUUGUUCUUCUGGUUUUGAUCAUAACUUAUUACAUGAUGUUAUAACAAAAAUUCAUUAGGUUGGCUGAUUUUGUGGUAAUAAGGUGUUGUCACAGGCGCUUGAAGCUCUAUCAAUAAAUUUAUGUAUAAUCAUAUUCCAUCCACUUAGUAUGCUAUGAAAUAGUAUUUAUGGUCUCUUCGAGAGAUCUAAACUGAAUAUUCUUCAUUGAACUUCAUACCCCUGUGAUGUUUUGUAUAUUAAAUAGAAUAUAAAAUUAAUAGUGAAUAUGUUUAUAACUUAGUUAAAUGCUAUCUGUUUCUGGCAAUAAUGUAUGUGAGGAAAGAGAGGCAGUUUACAGAAGAUAUGGGAACUGAAAUGCAGCAUUUUUGUUUAUCUGAUAUAGCUGUGAUAAAAUGUAUAUACAAGACAUAUAAUAUGCAGAUAAUAAAUUCUGACUUAAAACA